Sesamum indicum (sesame) is the source of this 1929-nucleotide messenger RNA. RefSeq lists its product as uncharacterized. Lineage: Eukaryota; Viridiplantae; Streptophyta; Magnoliopsida; Lamiales; Pedaliaceae. The record is from RefSeq and is a predicted model, not a curated record.
ACAUAAAAUUAUGGCUUUUGCUUGCAUCAUAACUAAGAAUGGCAUUCUUGUUACUCUUCUUUUAGCCUUUUGCAUACUUUCAUUUCCAGAUGACUCAACAGCAGAAUGGUUUACUCAUGGAGGAGACAUUAGUAACAGAAGGAACGCUAUCGGAGGAACGAUCAAUCCGAUUUCAGUCAGACUUGGCUUGUUGAGACAGAGAUGGAAGUUCUUAGCUGGAUUUGACAUUACUGCAACGCCAGCAGUAGCUGAUGGAGUAGUCUACUUCCCGUCGUGGAACGGGAAUCUGUACGCAGUCAGUGCUUUGAGUGGAGCUCUCAUCUGGAAACAAAGUUUAGGUUCAUUGACAGGCAUACCGCCCACGGGACGGUAUGUGAACGCGACGGUGUCACGGGCUACUCCAGUGGUGGUUGGCGAUCUCUUGAUUGUUGGAAUCUACGGUCCGGCAUAUGUGGUUGCUGUAAGAAGGGCCACGGGACAACUUGUCUGGUCCACUCUGGUGGAUCCUGGCCGGUUGAGCAUAGUUACUGCAUCGGGAACUGUUUACAUGGGGGGAUUCUAUGCAGGAGUAUCAUCCCUGGAAGAACUAUUACCAGCCGGACAAUGCUGCACCUUCCGUGGAAGUCUGGUAAAGCUGGACGUAAGAACUGGAAAAAUACUAUGGCAGACAUACACUCUACCCGAUAAUGGCGGCAAGCUGGGAGGAUAUUCCGGGGCAGCCAUAUGGGGCAGCAGCCCCUCCAUUGACCCGAUACGAGGACGUGUCUACGUUGGAACGGGCAAUCUCUACCUUGCUCCCGCAGAUGUUCUCCAGUGCCAGGCCCGGCAGAACAAUCAAACCACGCCACCGAGCGGGCCUGAUCAGUGUUUUGGGCCGGAUGUUCACUUUGAUUCCUUGCUGUCGUUUGAUGUUAAUUCGGGGAAAAUUGUAUGGGCUAAGCAACUGGGAGGCUAUGAUGUUUUCUACUUCGCGUGUUUGGUUCCCAAUAGCCCUGAUUGUCCGCCUGGCCCGAACUUGGAUGCGGAUUUUGGAGAGGCCCCAAUGCUGCUCAGCAUUGUUUCAAAUGGAAGAUUACGUGAUGUUGUGGUGGCAGUUCAAAAGAGUGGCUUUGCUUGGGCUUUGGAUCGUGGCAAUGGGGACAUCGUUUGGUUCACAGAAGCAGGCCCCGGAGCCCUGGAAGGAGGAGGAGUAUGGGGUGCAGCCACCGAUGGAAUACGAGUGUACACCAACAUAGUAAACGGUGACAGGCUCCCCUUUACCCUGAAGCCCUCUAAUCAAACCACUGUGGCCGGUGGAUGGGUGGCAAUGGACGCCAACACUGGAAGAAUCCUCUGGACAACAGCCAAUCCGAGCAAUGAAACUGCUCACGGGCCAGUGACCGUAGUGAACGGAGUCCUCUUUGCAGGGUCAGUGGCGCCUAGUGGUCCUGUCUAUGCAAUGGAUGCUCAAACAGGGGCUAUAAUUUGGUCGUUCAACACUGGGGCCACCAUAUAUGGAGGAGCAUCUGCCAGCUAUGGCUGCAUCUACAUUGGCCAUGGAUAUUCAAUAGGCCUUGCGAAGUUCCAUCCCACUUGGAAUAGUGGGAAAUAUCUCUAUGCCUUCUGCAUGCCGUAAACAGAAAAACAGAACAACUACAUUUUCAAUAAGGCUUUAAAAGUAGGAACAAUGAAAGAAAAAGCUCGUUUACCUGUUUCUUGAGGAUGAACUUCGGCACACUACAAAUAUUACUUUAAGUUUUAUUUUGAGUACAUACUCUAUAAGUUAUUAAUGUAGAUCAGGAGACACCCGGAGUUCCCCCAAACACUUCAGUGGGGCUAAAAAGUAAUACCCUUGAGUAGGAGACUAGCUCAGUCCCAAUGAAGUGUUCUAAGGGAACUCUAGACAAGACCUGACUUGAUUUCAUCUCUUUCUUAUGUUAAUUUGGUUAA